This is a messenger RNA of Spodoptera litura, 3603 nucleotides long. RefSeq names its product solute carrier family 12 member 9. Gene Ontology annotation, cellular component: membrane. Gene Ontology annotation, molecular function: potassium:chloride symporter activity. Gene Ontology annotation, biological process: potassium ion homeostasis; chloride transmembrane transport; cell volume homeostasis. The record is from RefSeq and is a predicted model, not a curated record. NCBI's taxonomy places the organism in Eukaryota, Metazoa, Arthropoda, Insecta, Lepidoptera, Noctuidae.
UUGGUUCGGAUUGGAUGUGCAUUGUUGUUUAAUGUUUAUUGUGGUGAAAAUAUUUCUGCUUAUAAAAUAAAUGCUGUGUUUAAUUAAAAACAACGAACGGAUAAUGAUGUUUUGACGAUCAUACUUCUAAAUGAAAGUUUUAGAAAACCUAUUCUUAUUAUUUGACUAAGGAAAUACGUGACGAAGCCAACCAUGGCUGAAACCCUGGAUCCGUUGUCACCCACAGUGAACAGUUCAGGACGGAGUGAACUAGGCAUCAUGGAUAAGCUGAGGUUGAGGAUUGGAAGAGGUGGACCUGCUACCAGGCCGGCCAGUGAAGGAUAUGUGGAGUUUGGUGAGUUCCGGACGGAGCGGCCUGGUAUCAAGAAGGUGGGCACCUUCGCUGGUGUCUUCUGUCCAGUCGUGCUGUCCAUGUUCAGUGCGCUGGUCUUCAUACGAAUGGGGUACCUGGUGGGCAACGCAGGUCUACUGGUGACCCUCGGCCAGUUCGGGCUGGCCUACCUGAUUGUAAUAUUCACGGUUACAUCAAUCUGUGCGAUAUCUACCAAUGGAGCUGUUGAGGGUGGAGGUGUAUACUUUAUGAUCAGCAGAACGUUAGGUCCAGAGUUCGGUGGCGCGGUGGGAACAUUGUUCUUCUUUGCGAAUGUGGUGUCCAGCGCUCUCUGCAUAUCGGCGUGUACUGAGGCCCUGGUCGAAAAUUUCGGCCAAAAUGGGUAUCUGGUAGGAGCCAACACGGGUAUCCCAGACGGCUGGUGGUACCGCUUCAUGUACCGUUCAGGGCUGAAUGCCAUCGGUCUUGGAGUGUCCUUGGCCGGAGCCUCGCUCUUCGCUCGUACCAGUCUAGCCAUCUGGAUGAGCAUGGUUAUCUGCCUGGGCAGUGCUUUCAUCAGCUUCUUUGUGACUCCUAUGGAUACUAUUCCAAAACCCGACACCAAUCACUUAGUGAACAUCACAGGAUUUAUCUACACUGGUCUAAAUUCCACCACGCUGUAUGACAACCUGUACCCCGCUUACGGCCGGGACUAUACGACCACAGACGGACAGAUGGUGGACUUCGCGUCCGUGUUCGGGGUCUUAUUUACCGGGGUCACUGGGGUCAUGGCGGGGGCUAACAUGAGCGGUGAGCUGAAGAAUCCAUCCCGCAGUAUUCCGUUCGGUACCCUGGCGGCACUACUGUUUACCUUCAUCUCGUACAUCGCACUGAGUCUGCUGACCGCCGCCACGUGUACCAGGGACCUGCUCAUCAAUAACUACGUUUAUCUCCUACCUAUUAAUAUAUGGCCACCUUUUAUCGCUGUUGGUAUGCUAAUGGCCACAUUCUCUGCUGGUCUGUCAAAUUUAAUUGGCGCUUCACGGGUACUGGAGGCCUUAGCUAAAGAUAACAUUUAUGGCUUCCUCCUCCGACCAAUGGUCUCCAGAUCCGGAAACCCAGUGAUUGCUGUACUGACAUCAUGGCUACUGGUUCAGAUCGGCAUCAUGGCGGACUCCCUGAACGCCAUAGCUCAAGUCAACUCCGUACUAUUUAUGACCAGCUACUUCGCUAUUAAUCUGGCUUGUCUUGGACUUGAUCUGGCUUCUGCACCGAAUUUUAGACCGACAUUCAAACAAUUUUCAUGGAUGACGUCACUGCUCGGGCUCCUCGGGUGUGCGGGUUUGAUGUUCGGUUUGCGCGCACUGUACUCGUGCGGGGCAGCCCUGGCGUGUGGCUCGCUGGUGGUAGCCCUGCAUCUGUUCUCACCUGCUGCUGCAGAUCCUACCUGGGGAUCGCUUAGCCAGGCUCUCAUUUUCCAUCAGGUCCGCAAAUACCUACUACUUCUGGAUCCUCGACGUGAACACGUCAAGUUCUGGCGUCCACAGAUGUUGUUACUGAUCGCAUCACCGCGACAGGCCGCGCCACUUAUUGACUUCGUUAAUGAUCAGAAAAAGGGUGGUCUGUUCGUGGUUGGCCACGUAAGGGUUGGAGAGUUGGAUGGCUCGGGAGACCCGCUGGCGGCUGAGCAUAAAUACUGGUUGAAGCUGAUUGACCAUCUCAAGGUGAAAGCAUUCGUAGAGCUCAGUCUAUCAUCCUCGGUCCGGUCUGGCGCGGCACAGCUCGCUCGGCUGGCCGGGCUCGGCGCCAUGAAGCCUGACACUGUACUACUCGGCUUCAGGGACACUGCGCCACCUAUCGAUUUCUUCAGAGACCCCCUUUCCCCCUACAAGACGGAUAUCUUCGACCUGGAGUCUGGCGAGACGAUAUUCCCAACGCGCAAGCCGACAGACGAGCGUCUAUCCGCGUCAGAAUACGUGCGCAUUGUGUCUGACGUACUGUGCGUCAAUAAGAACGUAUGUCUUUGUCGACACUUCCAUAAACUGGACAUGGCCAAGGUGGAACGCAAGUCUCCGUCCCUGAAGUACAUAGACGUGUGGCUGGUGGAGCUGCGCAGCGCCAGUUGCGAGGAGGCGUUCACGGUCCGCGGGCUGUUCGCGCUGCAGCUGGCCGCCGUGGUGCGCUCGGCGCGCGGCUGGCAGCACCUGCGCCUGCGCCUGCACGCCGUCGGCCGCCCCGCGCCGCGCGUCGCCAUACACGAAGCAGGUCGUACAGUGACGGUCGGCGAGCGCUCUGCGUUAGAGUCCCUGGCGGCCGGCCGGCCGCUGGAGGAGAGACUCGACAAACUACUCAAACUGCUCCGGAUUAACGCUACCAUACACAUUGUGUCGGAAUGGCCGAAACUGGACGAGUACAACCGAUACUACAGCGAAGAAGAGGACAGCAUGUAUGAACGUGUACCUAUCAGCUAUUUGCAAAUGGUAAACAAUAUAAUAAAGCAACGGAGUUCAGAAGCAACAGCAGUGACCUUCGUCCAGCUGCCCGCGCCACCCAAGUUAUCCAACACUUCUGCUGACGACAAUAUUUGCGAACAAUACUUGAAGGUGCUAGACGAAUUCACAAAGGACCUGCCCCCUACAAUCCUCGUCCGGGGAUUGAAGUCUGUCACCUCCACUGCGCUAUAACCAGGAAGUACCUGAUUACAAUUAGAUCUCUUAGGGCUGAUUAUGUAAUUCGAUUUUUUGACAAUUCUUCCAUGUAAAAACUACCAGUAGUUAAUUUUAAUCUAUGAAUAAAAAAGUAUUUGUUAACCGACUUCAAAAAUAGGAGGUUCACAGUUUGACCUGUAUGUAUGCAUGAGCGCGAUGACCUCGCUAUUGACUUAACCGAUUUUGAUGCGGUUUUCAGGAAAGUGUAACUCAAGGAUGGUUUUAGUAUAUUAACUAACCAACCCAAAGAGGGUUCGAAGUCGGUUUAUUUAAACGUAUAAUAUGAAAUAAUAAAUCAUUAAAAUGUCAGCCCUUACUAAACUAAAGUAAUAAUGUCGCAGAUUAAUUAGCCUUUUAAACUAUCUAUAUUUUUGAGUAUUCAUAUUUUGAAAAAUAGUAAACUUGACAUAGGUGACUCUCUAGUACGGUACUUUUAGAUAAUGAUAACCGUGAGACACUCUAAAUUAAUUACAAAAUACAGCUUACUCAAAUGACUUGUCGUGGAGUAACCCAACGGGUUACCGGGGCUCCGGCUCGGAGUGCAGGAGUAGGAACGGGGUAGUUUUCAGUCAGUAAGAGUCUGAC